UUUAUUUACUUAUUUACUUUCAUUAACUUUAUUUAUCUUUUCCUUUUAUUUACUAUUAUUAUUAUACAAGAUAAUUUAAAUUAAUGUUAAAUUAAUUUUUUUUAGUUGCUCAUAUUAAAUUGCUGUAGCAAAAUUCCGACAAGAAAAUCCGAAAUCAAUUACGUAAUACGUUUUGUAUAGAAAAAUGUAUUCAUUUAUUUUAAUUAGUUUUUAGGAUAUUUAUAGGAUAUUUAUCAAAAAUGUCGGAAUUUACAAUUGCACUUUUUGAUGACGGACUCCAAUUGGUGCCUUCAUCGUGGAUUUUUAAUGAUAAUACAAUGUGUCACUGGCCGCCUUAUAUGAGCGAACAGAAAAUUCGGAAAACAAUUAUCGCAAAAACUAGUCCUGAUUGCACCUGGACUACUCAUAAAAUUCUGCGCAUUUUUGGAACGUCAAGUACAUAUGAGUCAGGAAUUGAAAAAGUAAAACUUGCCCAAGAAUAUUCCGACUUGGAUACUUCCGACAUCGACAUUUCACGUCACAAACGUACAGCACGCAAAAAAAAGACAUUUAAAAAUGAUAAUUUUGUAUAUCCUUCAUCAGGUUCUGAUGACAGCGAUCAAAACAAUAACACUGUUCCUGAAAAAGAAGUGACUGAGAAAAUAAGAACAUUUGCAACACCACCGCCUCCGUUGCUGAAAUCAUUUAUUGCUAAUGAACCAACAAACACAAAAGUAACACAAAACAAAGAUCUGCAAAGCGAAGAACUUUUUUCUAAAAAAAAUAUGAACAAAGAGUCCUCAUCUACUUUGUUAGCCACUCGAGACACUACAAACAUAAAAGUAAUACAAAACGAAGAUCUACGAAGUGAAGAACUCUUUUGUAAAAAAAAUAUGAACAAAGAGUCCUCAUCCACUUUAGUAGGCACUCCAGGCAAAAAUAUUCAGCCUGAAAUAUUGAGACGAUUAAACCAAACAUUGGCAAAAUUAAAUUCAAUAGAUGAUCGUCUCUGCAAAGUAGAAGAAAAUCAAAAUAUUACCCAAAAGAAUAAAGAAAUAUCAGUUUUGCAAGAACUUGUAACUCUACCCUUAAAAACUAACGAGGAAUUACAAAACAUGGAGAAGGACCUCGAAAAUCAAGAUUUUUUCGAACAAAUGGCAAUUUCAUUUAAUAGAAUCGGAGGACGUGACAGUCACGAAUUGAUUAUAAACAUUUUAAAAAGAUCAAUCGCAAAUGAGUUAGCAAUACAAUACAGCUGGAAAAUUAAAGAAAAUGGGAUUUAAGGAUCUGCUGCUUUCGAAAUGUAUUAUGCGAGCUGUGCUUAUUACGGACGAUAAAGUAACUGACAAAGACAUGAUACAAAACAUAUCUAAAUGGCUCGUACAAGCCACAUUAAGAUAUGAACGCAGCCUCGAACCAAAGAAAACGUAAGUUUUUAGAAAUUGGAUUAAAUUAAUAAAUUUUUGAAAGAUAUUGAACAAUAUAAUGUUAAUUUUCUACAAAUUUGCUGUAUAAUUGGAUUUAUUAAUAACUUAAUAUAAAAACGAAGUUUAUACACAAAA
Molecule: messenger RNA, 1541 nt
Organism: Solenopsis invicta (red fire ant)
Lineage: Eukaryota; Metazoa; Arthropoda; Insecta; Hymenoptera; Formicidae
Exons: 5
Coding region: 240-1262 (340 amino acids)
Source: RefSeq, a predicted model, not a curated record